AUGAGUUGGACAUUUGUGUUAGAAGCCACUUCUUUUAUAGAUUUGUAUGUUAAAUGUGUUGCUAGUCAUUGUAAAUCCAUUGUAGUUGAAGCCUAUUCUUGGCGUAGUGCUAUGUCGUGGGAUAAUCGGAUUAUGUCUAAGCCAAAAUCGGUUCCUGGUUUAUGCCUCAACGAAGAGGGAUGUGCUCUGAUAUGCUUAUUUUCUGAGUCCUAUAUUAGUGGUUUAUUGAUACUUUCUUUGUGUAAAAGGAACACAUUGAGAUAUACCCCAAAUAGAUGGGUCUUGCAAAGAAGAGAAGUGAGUGUCAUACAACUCUCCUGGGUUAAUACAGUAGACGAUGACACGUCUGCAAAUUCUAGUCUUUCUCUGUGUCUAUGGCACAUACAUAUGAAUAGGUCAUCUUCAUCAUGUUUACCUUCAUUAUCUUCUCUUCAUACUUUCAUUGGUUUAGCUGUGAUUUUAUGUCUAUAUUUCACUUUACAAACUUCAAUAUCAAUUCAUGACAAAUCUCUUCCAUCUAAUCAUAUCAAAACCGUUUUGCCUUUUUCGUAUGAAACUCAAUCUAUAGACCAACCAAGUUCUUAUUCCUUUGAAAACCAAAAUAUGCCUCAAGAAGCAACACUUCAUUAUGAUCCUAAAAUGGAAAUUGAAACACAAAGUCUAGGAGGCUUAGCUCAAGACUUUGAUAUUACUUGGGGUGAUCAUAGAGGAAAGUUUCAUGAAAAUGGUGAGCUUCUUACCCUUUCUUUAGACAAUUACUCGGGUUCAGGAUUCCAAUCUAAGAACGAGUAUUUGUUUGCAAAGAUUGAUAUUAAUAUUAAGCUCGUUGCUGAUAAUUCUGCUGGCACUGUUACCACUUUUUACAUGUCUUCAAAUGAAACGAACCAUCAUGAUGAAAUAGAUUUCGAGUUUUUGGGUAACCAAAGUGGUAAGCCUUAUACAAUACAUACAAAUAUAUUUAGUCAAGGGAAAGGGAAUCGCGAGCAACAAUUUUACUUAUGGUUUGACCCGAGAGAAGAUUUUCACACUUACUCGAUUUUAUGGAACCCUAGUAGAAUUAUAUUCUUUGUGGAUGGAAUACCUAUUAGGGAGUUUAACAAUAUGGAAGCCUUUGGUAUACCUUUCCCAAAUAAGCAACCAAUGAGGGUGUUUUCGAGCUUAUGGAAUGCUGAUGAUUGGGCUACACAAGGUGGAAGGGUACAUACUGAUUGGUCAAAAGCUCCAUUUGUUGCCUCUUAUAGAAACUUUAGGGCAAGUGCUUGUGUUUGGUCCUACGGGUCAUCUUUUUGUGGGCCCGAUUCGAGUUUUGAGAAUGCUUGGUUAGUGGAGGAGUUAGAUGAGAAGGGACUAGAGAAGUUAAGAUGGGUGCAAGAUAAUUAUAUGACUUAUAAUUAUUGUGAUGACAAGAAGAGAUUUUAUAAAUUAGGGCUUCCUAAAGAAUGUACCAUUUAUGAGUUUAAGAGUAGAAGGUAUUAUUAGAGUUGUGUUACUAUUUUGUUUCAAAUAUAUAUUUUCAUGAUAUAGUAUUAUGUGAGUUGUAAGCUAAUACUAGUAAAUAGAAAGAUUGAAAAAACGUUAAAUUUUGAAGGAAAUGUAAUCAUAUAACAAUUAAGAGUAAAUUUAUA
Messenger RNA from Amaranthus tricolor (Joseph's coat), 1625 nucleotides. Its product is annotated as xyloglucan endotransglucosylase protein 7-like. Gene Ontology annotation, cellular component: apoplast; cell wall. The record is from RefSeq and is a predicted model, not a curated record. Gene Ontology annotation, biological process: xyloglucan metabolic process; cell wall biogenesis. The transcript is spliced from 6 exons. Gene Ontology annotation, molecular function: xyloglucan:xyloglucosyl transferase activity; hydrolase activity, hydrolyzing O-glycosyl compounds. Bases 1 to 1479 code for a protein of 492 amino acids. NCBI's taxonomy places the organism in Eukaryota, Viridiplantae, Streptophyta, Magnoliopsida, Caryophyllales, Amaranthaceae.